This is a messenger RNA of Oppiella nova, 561 nucleotides long. NCBI's taxonomy places the organism in Eukaryota, Metazoa, Arthropoda, Arachnida, Sarcoptiformes, Oppiidae. The record is from the annotation of a GenBank genome assembly.
AUGGGAGGGGUAUGCGAUAAGUACGUGCUCACGAGUGAGGCUAACUCUCUGACAUCAGAAACAUCACAUCAGAUGAUCAGUCGUCAGAUCGACAAAGUCUUCGGUCGGUAUCAUCACUACUCUGCCAGUUAUCUGUGGUUACACAGCGUGCGGUCGACCAUCACCAGCACAUCCACGCCCAGCAAACACAUCGCCAUCAGUAGGCAUGUCAUCGAUUUCGACGAACUCAACCAAAAGUACGGCAAACGAGUGCACCCGCCGGAGAGCAUCGGUAGGAAAGUGAGCCAAUCGGUGAAGAAAUGUAGCAAAAGUUGUUCGCCUUUUGGCUUUUUCUUGCGUCUCUUUCCGAUCAUUAAUUGGAUUAAAAGUUAUUCAAUAAAAGAGUAUCUAAUCAAUGAUGUGAUCGCCGGCUUCACUAUAUUAAUACUACACAUACCGCAAGGCAUGGCGUAUGGUAUGCUUUCGGGCCUGUCCGCUAUCAACGGCCUGUAUGUAUCCUUUUUCCCGGUCCUCAUCUACUCACUAAUGGGAACCUCAAGACAUCUAUCAAUUGGUAAAUAA